AACCUGCAAUACUUCAACUCAGUACUUCCUGUUGUUCAAUGCUCUUUCCCUGCUGAUAUAGAUACCCGGUCCUCGUUAUGCCUUAUCUUUCGCUCAGAAGGGCCCUUACGCUCUUCGUUUUCUUUGCUGUUGUUUUCGAGAGUUCAUUGGCAUCAAUACUGGCAGUUGACUAUGGGUCAGACUGGAUUAAGGCUUCGCUCAUGAAGCCCGGCGUGCCUUUCGACGUGCUGCUCAACAAGGACUCGAAGCGGAAGAUACAAUCCUCGGUCGCAUGGAAGAAAGACGAAAGAUUAUUUGGGUCCGACGCGGCGAACAUCGCGUCCCGUUUCCCUCAGGACUCAUUCUCAUCCCUAAAAUACCUCGAAGGCGCACCAUUCAACUCCGACAUUGCCACAUAUUUCACCUCCAUAUCCACUGCUCAAAUUUCUGAGACAGACCGCAAAACCGUUGCGCUGAAACAAAGUGAUGGCACGGAAUGGAGUACGGAGGAGUUGGUCGCGAUGCAGCUUUCAUAUGUGAAGAAGCUUGCAGAGGAUCUAGCAGGCGAGCCGGUGAACGAAGUCAUCCUCACCGUUCCACCGUACUUCUCCCAGUUUGAACGCGACUCCAUUACAGACGCGAUAGAAAUUGCGGGACUCAGAACGCUGGCAUUGAUCAACGAUGGUACUGCAGUAGCAGUAAACUACGCUAUGACCAGGACAUUCUCGACGACUCCCGAAUACCACGUCAUCUACGACGCCGGCGCAUCGUCAACACGUGCCACGGUAGUUUCGUUCGCCGCAGCUGAGGAUCCCAAGACGAAGGCAUCGUACACGCAGAUUAAUGUUCUGGGCGUAGGGCAUGACCGAAAUACGGGCGGAACAGAGCUGGACCUGAGGUUACGGGAUAUUUUGACGGACAGUUUUAUCUCAAAACACCGGCGAGAUAUCCGAAAGGACAAGCGCGGCAUGGCUAAACUUUGGAAGGAAGCUGGACGUGUCAAAGCCAUCCUCAGUGCCAACUCCGACGCGACCUCGACGGUGGAGAGUGUUGCAUUUGACAUUGACUUCAAGACCAAGGUCACCCGCGCACAGUUUGAGAACGCUUGUAAAGACCUCCACUCGCGUUUUGCAAGGCCCAUCUCUGAUGCACUUGCGAAUGCUGAGCUUUCAUUGACAGAUAUCUCUUCCGUUAUUUUAACAGGCGGCAGUUCACGCACGCCUAUGGUUCAGGCCGCUGUAAAAGCAGCUGUUGGCGAAGAUCGCAUCGCACUUAAUGUCAACGCCGACGAAUCCGCCGUGCUUGGCGCAGCGCUUCAUGGGGCUUCCCUUUCUCGUCAAUUCAAGACCAAGGACAUUCGUGUCACUGAUACCCUAAUACAUGACGUCCAGGCGUCCUAUCUCGCAUCUAAUCCCGGAACGCGAACGAUCCAUACGACAGUAUUGCCUGCUGGGUCGAAGCAUGGUGCAAGAAAGACUCUGACGUUCAAGCGUAAAGAGGAUUUCUCUUUGGUACUGAACUAUCCCAAUGAAGUCAUGUCUGGCUUUCCCCGUGAGAUCCUUGAAGCGAAGAUUGUGGGCAUUCCCGAGGCCAUCGGUAACCUCACUGAACGCGGCGCAAUCGACCCGGUAAUAAAGGCGACUGUCGUACUUUCCGAAUCUGGCUUUGUGUCUGUCAGAGACGCUGUAGCAUACGGUGAGAUUAAAGACGACUCCAUCAGUGGGAAACUGAAAGGCCUCUUUGGAGGCGGUGGUGACCAGGUACCAUUAGAGACUGACCUUGAUGAAGGAGCCCCAAAGGACGGGAAGAAGGAUAAGGAGAAGAAGGAUAAGGCCAAGAAACCGGAUAUGAAAGACCAAAGCACUAUUCCACUUGAGAUCGAAAUUGUGUACAAUGCGCAAGGCCCAAUGAGUCCUGCGGCGAAACGGGCUGCCCGUGACCGUCUCAGGGCAUUAGACAACAUGGAGGUUUCGAAGCAACGUCGGGAAGAAGCACACAACACUCUCGAAGGAUACCUGUAUAAGCUACGGGAUCUCUUGGAUGACGGUCCAGACACGCCAUUCACGAAAUGCUCGCAGCCAUCUGAGAGGCAAGCACUCUCGAACAAACUCUCGGAGACUAUCACAUGGUUACAUGACGAAGGAGACACUGCCGAUACAAUGAAGCUAUGGGAGAAACGAUCAGUUCUUGAGCUUCUGGAGAAACCAAUCGUGCAUCGCUACAAGGAGAUCGAGGCUUUCCCACAGGCGCUGAAUAACUCACAAAUGUGGAACUGGAGUACGCGAUUAUUCCUCACUCAAGCUCGGGAGAACAUUACAGCAGACGCUAUCGUCGGUGUUCCUUCGAAGUGGACGUCCGAGGAACUUGAUGCGCUCGAGAAAGCACUCAAGGAGCACGAAAGUUGGCUUAAUGAAGGCGUUGAGCGGCAAAAGAAGACAAAGAUGAAUGAAGACCCGGCGAUAGAGACUAAGGAGAUGCGGGAGCGAGCGAAGAAGUUGGAGCAGCACCUGCAAAGAUUGGUAAGGAGAAAGGCACCCAAAGUCAAAAAGACGCCCGCGAAGUCUGGUGACGCUAAUGGGUCGUCAUCUGCGGAGCCAACACAGACGGCUGGAGAUAGACAACCAGGACAUGACGAAUUGUAGAUGUCAACGCUUAUACUUACUAAUUAUUGAUGGAAAUCGGAAUAGACGCAUUUUGCAUCGUCCGUUAGUCUCCAUGAAUUCAAAUACGUUUUUCAGUUGUGCAGUCA
This is a messenger RNA of Suillus paluster, 2728 nucleotides long. RefSeq names its product Hsp70 protein-domain-containing protein. Gene Ontology annotation, cellular component: endoplasmic reticulum chaperone complex. The transcript is spliced from 9 exons. Bases 78 to 2621 code for a protein of 847 amino acids. The record is from RefSeq and is a predicted model, not a curated record. Gene Ontology annotation, molecular function: ATP binding; ATP-dependent protein folding chaperone. Gene Ontology annotation, biological process: cellular response to hypoxia; endoplasmic reticulum unfolded protein response; negative regulation of hypoxia-induced intrinsic apoptotic signaling pathway. NCBI's taxonomy places the organism in Eukaryota, Fungi, Basidiomycota, Agaricomycetes, Boletales, Suillaceae.